Messenger RNA from Penaeus indicus, 1852 nucleotides. RefSeq lists its product as uncharacterized. NCBI's taxonomy places the organism in Eukaryota, Metazoa, Arthropoda, Malacostraca, Decapoda, Penaeidae. The record is from RefSeq and is a predicted model, not a curated record. The transcript is spliced from 4 exons. The coding region runs from base 1 to 498 and encodes 165 amino acids.
AUGGCGCAAGUGUGGCUCUAUCCGGAGGAAGGAUGGGCGCGCGCCUCCUGCAACAGCCACUGGCUCCUCAAGACGCCCUGGUGGUCGCGUCGCCACUGCUACGUCCUCGAGGUCGAGGGAACCAAAAGUUAUGCGUCUCGCCCACAGGUGUGGCUCUAUCCGGAGGAAGGAUGGGCGCGCGCCUCCUGCAACAGCCACUGGCUCCUCAAGACGCCCUGGUGGUCGCGUCGCCACUGCUACGUCCUCGAGGUCGAGGGAACCAAAAGGCACAAGACGGUGGCGCGAGUGAUGCCAGCGCGGGAGGGCGAGGUCGUCGUCGAGGGCACCUUCAGAGGCAUCCCUGACCCCGACUUCCGUUUGGUGUUGACCUCCAGCUUGACCCCUGCUGACCAGCGGCGAGGUUACCAUAUGACAGGGUCACUUGAGAGAGGAGACCGGAAGACGGGGCUCUGGCAGACGACCCACCUCGCUGUUACCAAACGCUCCGGCUUCUCCUGAAGGUGGAACGUCCGCCUCCUCUUUCCGGUGUUCCGUCACUGGCGGCCCUUCACUUCCGCCCGCGCCCACACUCCAAAUAUUCCCCAGCUCUGACGGGGGGAUCGGCUAUGAUCUCUUCCUCACCUGGUGCAAGACUGAGGACCAGAAGUCAACCUACAGGAAGAAGCUGAAUUCAUCGGCAGAGCUACACGAGGUCUUUCCGAAGACUUCGCUCUUGUAGGCUCGCUGUUGCUUUGAGUGUGUUUGAUUUACCUCGUGAGACUGGCGAUAUCCUCAUGAUAAUACUCCUUUAAUAUAAUGAUGGAUAUAUUGAAUGAGCACUCACUCCUAAUUGCUCGGCCUGUCAUCUGGAGAAACGCCAGUGACAGACGCAAGCGAAGUUAGUAACAAAUGUGAUUAAGAACUCCUAACUAUAACAAUCAAGCUCGAGGUCGCAACUUGUAUAAUGCUAAAGUUCAUCUCCUUGUAUCGCACGCUGUAUGUCCCCCUGACUGAUGAUAAAAUAUCCUGUGAUCUAAUUAUACAAAGUGUCGAUGGUUCACUUCCGGACAUCUCUUUCUCUUCGACCUUAAUGAUGCCAAGCCCUAAGCACGUGGUCUCUUACCCUUAUUUGCUCUCGAUCUCGCCCCCCCCCCUCUCUCUCUCUCUCUCUCUCUCUCUCUCUCUCUCUCUCUCUCUCUCUCUCUCUCUCUCUCUCUCUCUCUCUCUCUCUCUCUCUCUCUCUCUCUCAAUCUAGCUAUCUAGCGGUCUAUCUACUUAUUUGUGCAUCUACCUAUCCGUGCAUUUAUAUAUCUAUCCGUCUAUCCACCCAUCUACCAAUCUAUAACUUAUCUAUCGACAAUACAAUAACCUUGUCCAUGUUAGUCUAAGUGGGUGAUCAGAACUAUACAGCAGAUACACAUACAUGUCUUUUGCACCAAAAGAAUACUAUAAAUAACACUCUUUCUUUGAUAUUGAAGAAAAGUGCCUUAAGUGAUUAAACUUUUAAACUGAUCUCGUCCUAAGCAGCAUCUUGCAAUGGCCAAUGUAUCUGAUUGUUUGUGAUGAAGCUCGGGUUUGAAUACACGUGUUAUAAUGAUAUAUGUCUAUAAGGGUGUUUGCGCAGGUGUGUGUGUUUGCGUGUGGCCCAAAUGCCGUUACCUGAAGCUGCCUAAGAUCUAUCCUCUAUACGUUCUCGUUGCGCUGUGUAGUUAUAGGUUUAAGUUGUUGCUAACGUGCUAUAAGUCCUCACAUUUAUAUAUUGUUAAGUAUACGAACUUAGGAAUUGAUUAUUUUGUUAGUUCAUUGUGCAUCUGACGUUGAUGAAUCUAGAUACAGAGAUUUUAUUAGUCUCAAGGCUAAAGAUAAAGAUUAU